AUGAAAGAAAAUUCCGAAUCCGCUUUGUCUACGAACAAGGAAGCUAUAAGUAAUGCAACUAUGAAUCUCAUGGAGAGUUCGAUCCUGGCUCAGAUACGUUUUAUUGUAACAUCUGCUGAUGUACCUCAUAGUUGGGUUGUACCUUCCUUAGGUGUCAAAUGUGAUGCUGUACCUGGUCGUUUAAAUCAGACCUCUAUUUCGGUACAACGAGAAGGAGUUUACUAUGGUCAGUGCAGUGAGAUUUGUGGAACUAAUCAUGCCUUUAUGCCGAUCGUCGUAGAAGCUGUUCCUAGGAAAGAUUAUGGGUCUCGGCUUCACGACCGGGCAGUCUUCGUAAUAGAAGAGACAUUUGGCGAUAAGCUUGCGCUUGUUUGGAGAGAUCAUCAUAAAUGA
This is a messenger RNA of Capsicum annuum, 393 nucleotides long. Its product is annotated as cytochrome c oxidase subunit 2-like. Bases 1 to 393 code for a protein of 130 amino acids. Gene Ontology annotation, biological process: ATP synthesis coupled electron transport. The record is from RefSeq and is a predicted model, not a curated record. Gene Ontology annotation, molecular function: cytochrome-c oxidase activity; copper ion binding. The transcript is spliced from 2 exons. Lineage: Eukaryota; Viridiplantae; Streptophyta; Magnoliopsida; Solanales; Solanaceae. Gene Ontology annotation, cellular component: membrane.